Molecule: messenger RNA, 2540 nt
Organism: Chrysemys picta bellii (western painted turtle)
Lineage: Eukaryota; Metazoa; Chordata; Testudines; Emydidae
Gene: HNRNPLL
Product: heterogeneous nuclear ribonucleoprotein L like
Biological process (GO): regulation of RNA splicing; mRNA processing
Cellular component (GO): nucleus
Molecular function (GO): mRNA binding
Source: RefSeq, a predicted model, not a curated record
CUCCAGCAGUUCGGCCAAUCGCCGCCCGGGAGCGGUUGCCUGGCUGCCGGUGCCGGAGCAGGGAGCGGCGCGGAACGUCGCCGGUGCUGCUGCUGCUGGCCGCGGCCGAGCGACCCCUCCCCGCUGUGUGUGCGCCGCCGGGCCCCAGCCUGCCGCCGCCAUGUCGUCGCCGUCGUCGUCCGGGGAGCAGUACGAGGAGGAGGAGGACGGCGCCUACGAGAGCCAGGCCAAGCGCCUCAAGCCCAGCGCCGCCGCCGAGGAGGGCGAGAUCGAGUACGGCGGCGAGGAAGGCGAGGGCCGCCGGGAGAAAGCGGCGCCCCCCCGCGGAGGGGGCUUCUCGGGCGGGGAUGUGGGUGGAAGUCAUCACAAAGUUUCUAUUUCUCCUGUCGUCCAUGUCCGGGGACUCUGUGAAUCAGUCGUAGAAGCGGACCUUGUGGAGGCUCUUGAAAAAUUUGGAACCAUAUGCUAUGUCAUGAUGAUGCCAUUUAAACGCCAGGCUUUGGUGGAAUUUGAAAACAUAGAAAGUGCCAAGAAGUGUGUGACAUUUGCAGCAGAUGAGCCAGUGUAUAUUGCUGGACAACAAGCUUUUUUCAACUAUUCUACAAGCAAAAGGAUCACUCGGCCAGGGAACACGGAUGAUCCAUCAGGUGGAAACAAAGUUCUCCUAUUAUCAAUUCAAAAUCCUCUCUACCCAAUUACAGUGGAUGUCUUGUAUACUGUGUGCAACCCUGUUGGGAAAGUGCAACGUAUUGUUAUAUUCAAGAGAAAUGGAAUACAAGCAAUGGUUGAGUUUGAAUCAGUUCUCUGUGCUCAGAAGGCUAAAGCAGCACUCAAUGGAGCAGAUAUAUAUGCAGGAUGCUGUACACUAAAAAUUGAAUAUGCAAGGCCAACUCGACUUAAUGUCAUUAGAAACGACAAUGAUAGUUGGGACUACACUAAACCGUAUCUGGGCAGACGAGACAGAGGGAAGGGCCGCCAGAGGCAAGCCAUUCUGGGAGAACAUCCUUCAUCAUUUAGACAUGAUGGCUAUGGAUCACAUGGUCCUUUGUUACCCUUACCAAGCCGGUACCGAAUGGGAUCUCGGGACACUCCAGAGCUUGUUGCUUACCCACUACCCCAGGCUUCCUCCUCUUACAUGCAUGGUGGAAACCCUUCUGGCUCAGUUGUCAUGGUUAGUGGGUUGCAUCAGCUAAAGAUGAACUGUUCGAGGGUCUUCAACCUGUUCUGCUUGUACGGAAAUAUUGAAAAGGUAAAAUUUAUGAAGACGAUUCCAGGCACAGCAUUGGUAGAAAUGGGUGAUGAGUAUGCUGUAGAAAGAGCUGUCACACAUCUCAACAAUGUCAAGUUAUUUGGGAAGAGGCUUAAUGUCUGUGUGUCCAAGCAGCACUCGGUAGUUCCCAGUCAAAUAUUCGAGCUGGAGGAUGGUACAAGUAGUUACAAGGAUUUUGCUAUGAGCAAGAAUAAUCGCUUCACCAGUGCUGGCCAAGCAUCCAAGAAUAUAAUCCAGCCACCCUCUUGCGUGCUACAUUAUUAUAAUGUACCCCUGUGUGUAACUGAAGAAACCUUCGUAAAGUUGUGUGAUGACCAUGAAGUUCUCACUUUCAUCAAAUAUAAAGUGUUUGAUCCAAAACCUUCUGCCAAAACGCUCUCUGGUCUGCUGGAAUGGGAAUGCAAGACAGAUGCAGUGGAGGCCCUCACUGUACUUAAUCACUACCAGAUAAGAGUCCCAAAUGGCUCUAAUCCUUAUACCUUGAAGCUUUGCUUCUCUACUUCAUCCCAUUUAUAGAGAGAAGAAGAAAGCAUGUUAGGCGCUACAUUCACCUUGAUUUGCAAGUUUGAAACUACAUUUCAUUCAGAAGCUCUGAAGUUGUUGCUCUAAUGUUGCCUCGUUUCCACUUAAUUCUAAGAUCUCCUAUCUUGUUUUAGAAUAAAUGGAUGUUUCUUCAUAAAUACAGAAUAAACCUUCUCUCUUUGCUUCUGAAGAGAACAUGUUUGUUGUAAACUUACUACAAAAAGUUUGUUUUUCACUAAAUUGUAAUUAGUACCUACAAGUAUUCAACCACCUUGUAGGUAGCUUAUGCACAGAUACUGUGUACCGUUCCAAACUUUAAAUCUGCAAUUGUUUUAAUCCAAGAAUGAAAUAUAUUUGCGUUUUCAAUAAUGUUUAAAGGAUUAGCAAGUAUUUUUCCAUUGUAGGCUUAAUUGUCAGAUAGAUUCUACGUGAAAUAGUUCUGUUUCUGGUUACAUGUUUAGGUAACGAAGUAUGUUGCAAUUAUUAAUACUAAAAAUAAGUUUGUAUUUAUAAAAUGUUUUCAUUAGGUUAACAUUGCGCACAUACUGGAUUUUGAGUAGCAUAGACUUACCUGAUUUAUAUUUCAAAAAAGCUAGCAUAGAGAAGACAAUUAUUCAGUCAAUUUGUAUAGUGUGCACUCAAAUUUACUUAACAUGGAGAUGGUUUUUAAAAACCAUUUUCCGUUUGCAUUGGCAUAUCAGUCCAUUCUUGGGUAACUUUUUUUUUUAAAUUAAAGUUUCAGGCCUCA